Messenger RNA from Osmia lignaria (orchard mason bee), 4163 nucleotides. Its product is annotated as cyclin-dependent kinase 2-interacting protein-like. The record is from RefSeq and is a predicted model, not a curated record. NCBI's taxonomy places the organism in Eukaryota, Metazoa, Arthropoda, Insecta, Hymenoptera, Megachilidae.
AUUGUAUAUUUUACAUGUCUAACACAAUUAGAUUAUAUUUAAAAUGUUGUAAUAUUUUGUGUUAUUCUUAUAAUUAAUAUCUUCAUAAGCAGAUUGUUUAGAAGCACUAUUGUCAUUGGUUGCUUCUCCAUAAUACUUUAUUUCAUAAUAAAUAACCAGUAAGAUGGUAUUUCGAACCUUUUGUGAUAUUAAUAAGAAAGAGGCUUGUACAGGCAUAAUGAACAAAGAACAAUUUUCACCUGUCAGUAAAAUUUCAUCUCCAAAAUCAACACAAGGAAGAAACUUAACAGGUUCUGUUCGUCAUAUACGAGAUUUAGCUGCAGAUAUUCAUGGAAAUAUACAAAACUGGAAUACAUUUCAUUUACAAGGAGUAACAUUAUUAAAAAACAUAUCUCAGCUAAAACAAGAUGAAUCGUAUUCUCAAACUCUACAAGAAUUAUGCGAUAAAUUGGAAGAUGUUUGUGAUGCACUGGAUAAUACUGUGAAGAGUUUAGGUGAUAUUGCGUAUCAAAUAAAAGUAACAGCAUCUUUAGAAACACACAAGGAUAAGCUAUUUGUAACAUGGCCAAAUAUAAAAUUUGAACAAGUAGCAGAAUUAAUAUACAACACAUACUUUCAAGAAGCAAAGAUAAAACGUAAAAUUCUGGAAGAUGUAGCUCAUUAUUACACAGAAUCCUGGAAAAUGUUGUUUCUUGCUACCUGGGUGCAUCAAUCAUUAAUACCAGAAAAUUUGACAAUAUCUUUGGAAUCAUUAUUGAUAGAAACUGGGCAUAGAUAAUUAUUGUUGGUAUUUAUUUGGAUAGAUACAAAAUUAAUCAUUUCUGCUAUACAUAAAUGCUAUAACAAUGUGGAUGGAAUUAUUUUCUUGAUGUUUAAAGUAUUUUUAGUUGUAUAAUAUUUUAUACGAAAGCUGUAGACAAUUCAGUGUAAUUCAUUAAUAGUUAUUUGUAAUUUUCAAUGUUAUUAUUUGUUUAUCUUUUCAACGUAAUAAAAUUAUUAAUACAGUAUAAAUAUAAUUUAUUUUAUUUAUCAAUUUACAUAGUCACUGAAAGUAGUAAAUAUUGUUAAAUAUCAUUAAAAAAUUAAUGCAAUCAUAGGUGCAGAAAGCUAAAAUUGAUUCAGAAAAUAAUUUGUGCAUGAUCAUUUUAAUAGUACUGUAACUAAAAAAAAUUAUGAUAAUAUAUUUUCAUCUGAUUGUAUAACUAAUAACUACGAAAAAUUAUAUUUACAGAAAAUAUAUAUAUAUACACGUAUGUCUGAAUGUGGGAGUGGGAGUUGUAUGAAUGAGUGCAUGCGUGUUUUAUAAUAUGCAAUUCAUCAUUCUAGUAGAUUUAGUUCCUUACUUCUUGAUUCAAUUACAUACGAGUCUUUUUACAAACUAAUCUUAAACUGAAAAUAUUCACUGCAUUAUGUGUAUGAUUAUAAAGACCGUUUACCGAAAAAUAAAAAAAAAUAUUUAUGUGUAAUAAUAAAAAUUCGUUUACACUGAAAAAAUAUACAACAUAGUAAAGUUUCUUUAUAUGCUAUGAAUACUUUUUUAAUGCCAUUUCUGAAUACGACAUAUACAUUAUCCACAAUAAAUAUAACAGAAACAGUCUUAUUUACAUACACAUAUGAGAAUAAUGUAUUAUAUUACUUUAAUAUUUGAUAUUCUCUGUUCAAUUAUGGAAGUUACAGUGUUAUUGUUAUACUGUCAGAAAUUCUAUAAAAAAAUAUCUACACCAUUGUGUAAUUAUAUGCAUACAUAUUAUACAAUUUCAAUUGUAUAAUAAGUUUAACAUUAUUAUACACUAUACAUAUUAAUUCAAUUUCUUUAGGAACAUCUUGCUGGAAAUUAUCCAAGAAUCAACUUCUGGUAUUCCUAUUAAAUUCUUCGCUUAACGCUUCGAAAUCAAGAUCCGCGUCUAAAUUUGAAUUAUUUGGUAUCAAAUUAUUUUCUAAUAUAUUAUCUGGCAUAAUAUUUUUUAGUCGUUCCGAUACUAAUUCAUCGACUAAAUUUGAUUGAUCUACUAGAUGCAGUUGUUCAACUAAUUUUUCAUCGAUUAAUAGAUUUUUGUCUAUCACUCCACUUGUACUUAAAAUAUCUAAGUGUGCAAUAUGGUCGUACUGAGUUAUUUUUGACAUAUCCAAAUUUUCUGAACUACCAAAUAUAUUAGUAUCACAAUUAUUGGAAAUUAUUGGUACCGUAUCUUGAAGCAUAGUUAGGUUGUCUGAAAUUUUGCAACUAGAUGUAGCAGGCAUUACUUUAGAACUUGUAUCAGAUGAUACAGUUUUAAUGCAAUUCAUAUCCGACGAAGUCAUAGGAAUUAUUUUCGAGACUAACUUUUGAAACCCUUUAGCCAAGUUCUGAGUGCUAUUUUCUAUACUGUUCUCAAAAUGUGCAGUUUCUUGUUUUGGAUAAGUUUCCAUAGCACCAUUUUCUAACUUAACAAAACCCUGUUCUGGCGGUUCUAAUUUAAUGAAAGUUUGCUCUAUAUGCUCUAACUUAGAUUGUUCAUAAUUACCAUCAACUUUACAGAAGUCUGUUGAUCCUAAACUGUUCCCUAAUUUCGUAAAACUUUCUUUACGAAUUUCUGAUUUUUGAUAGUUCGAAAUUUUUGACGAACUGAUAUCGACCUUUUGAAAACCGGGAUUAUCUGAUAUUUGAUUCUGAAUCUCUGGAUUUGAGAUUAAAAGUUUCGAGAUGUUGUUAGAUUUAUUAUUCUCUGUACUAUUUACAGGACUUGGAUUUCUUCUCAUCAAAGUUAAAGCAGAGAGUACCUCUGGACAAGUAGGAUUUGUUACAGCCUCGCUUCUUCUAUCAGUCAGAAAGUCUGAGACACUGAGAUCUGAACUUUCAGAAAAUCCACUAGACAUUCGUUCUUCCAAAUUUUCUUUACCAUCCUCAGAAUUGUCUAUUUUUUGUAACUUGUGCGGAGGUUCCCGGCUAUCAUAUGUACUACAAAUAGGAGUCUCAACCUUCUUCAGAGCUUCGUUAUUAAUUUUAUAUAAACCAGGAUUAAGACCCAAAGCAUCACAAAGAGAUUCUUCACUGAUGUCAAUCAAAUCCUUAUUUGAUUCUUCGUCGCUAUUCGUACUUGUUAACAUUGUUCCAGCCUUUUCCCGUAUCUUAUCCAUUAAUUGUUUUAAUUCAUCCAAAAAAUUUCUUACGUUAUUUUCUGAUUUCAGUACUAACAGAUCAAACAGUGAUUGUGCAUUAAGUACUGGCUUUGCUGCUAUCUUUAUUAUCUCAAGAUCUUCGCAUACAGAAAUAGCUUCUCUUAACUUUAUCUGACGUCUUUCUGACUUAGCUUCCGGUGUAACGUAUGCCCAAGGGCCCCGCUUCUUUCCCUUACGUUUCAAAGGAUCUUGCCCUCCGCUUUGUUUUAAUUCAGGUUCAGGCGUUGGGGGAGGUAGUUGUUCGGGACUACCAUGAUCAGGAUGCAUUUCAAAGUGCCUCGCCAUACGAGUGCGUCCUAAAUAUAUUUUAUUACACGUAGGACAUCUAAAAUGAUCUGAUAUUUUACGUUUUGGUACUUCUAAGCCUGUUAAUAAUUCCUUAGGAGACUCUUCUUCUUCAAGUUUAUCGUUAUUAGUAUUAUAAUCACUGUAACCACCGUCUGAAUCGUCUAAAUCAGGUUGCAGGAAAUCUAAAUGAUGUAAAUGUUUGUAAUCUCGUACCAUGUGCCUUGGAGGCCGAGAAAGUCUGCCAGAUCGUGUUCUGGCUACAACCUUUUUUCUUUCAUCCUAAAGAAAAUAUUAUUACAUUAAAAUCGCAGAAUCAUUUUUAUUUAUGAAAGGCGUAAAUCGUUUAUACUUUUAUUUCUUCUUGUUCUUCAUCAGGAAUCGGUGGUGGCUUAGGUGGUAGCAAGGAAGAAGGUCUAACAGCACUUUUUUUUGGUCUGCCUCUUUUUCCACCACGGCUUUUUAAUAAGUUAUUAGGAUUUCUAAUUCGCAAAUCCAGUUCUUCAGGAAAUACAACUCUGAAGACAUAUUAAUUGUUUAGUUAUAAAGGUUAAUACAUUAUAUAUGUAUGUACUAACCUAUAUACAACUCUUUCAUUUGAAGCAGCUGCUUCUUGACUGCGUUGUUGCAAUACAUGUGCUAUUUGUUUCAACUGUGUUGGUGUCAAACGUUGCAUACUGAAAUAAAUAUAAACAGUGUCAUUAAAAAAGAACUAAAAA